Messenger RNA from Erigeron canadensis, 1463 nucleotides. Its product is annotated as pollen-specific protein SF21-like. NCBI's taxonomy places the organism in Eukaryota, Viridiplantae, Streptophyta, Magnoliopsida, Asterales, Asteraceae. The record is from RefSeq and is a predicted model, not a curated record. Bases 217 to 1254 code for a protein of 345 amino acids. The transcript is spliced from 11 exons.
CAAGUCAAAAUAAUACAAGAAAUUUAUGGUGAGAAAGAAGGGGAAGUGGAGAAAUAAUCGGUUGGUAUAUAAGCCACAAAUGGUUGCUAUUUAUAAGAAUGUAGUGAGUUUUAGAGAGAGAAAAUAACAACCCCAACAAAACAAACAAGGACGAAAGUAGAGAGGAAAAAAAAAAGGAGAGGAAGGGCUUCCGUCGGACACAGAGGCCGCCUGGCCAUGGCAGUUUCCAGUCAUUCCAUUUCCGCGGCUUUGCCAACUCUUCAUCUUGGCGGAAAGGAACAUACCAUUCAGACUGGCUGCGGUUCUGUGUCUGUUACUGUGUAUGGAGACCAAGAAAAGCCACCAUUGAUUACUUAUCCCGAUUUAGCUCUAAACCAUAUGUCAUGUUUCCAAGGACUCUUUAUCUCUCCUGAAGCGGUUUCCUUGCUACUCCACAACUUCUGCAUUUAUCACGUCAGCCCUCCUGGUCACGAGUUAGGAGCUGCAUCGAUUCCUAAGGAUGAUCCCGUGCUUUCUGUUGAGGAUCUUUGUGAUCAAAUACUUGUGGUCCUCAAUCAUUUUAGGCUUGGUUCAGUAAUGUGUAUGGGAGCGAUGGCGGGUGCCUACAUUCUUACACUGUUUGCGAUUAAGUAUAGUGAAAGAGUUACCGGUUUGAUGCUUAUUUCCCCUCUAUGCCGAGCACCUACUUGGAACGAGUGGCUUUACAAUAAGUUCAUGUCGAAACUGCUCUAUUACCAUGGUUUAUGUGACUUGUUAAAAGAGUUAUUGAUUCACAGAUACUUCAGUAAGGAAGUCUGCGGUAAUCUAGAAUUCCCAGAAUCAGCUAUGGUCACCGCAUGCAGGAAGUUAUUGGAAGAGAGAGACAGCCUUAACGUGUGGAGGUAUCUUCAAGCAAUUGAUAGGAGAGCUGACAUCUCAGAAAAGUUAGAGAAUCUAGAAUGUAAAGCAAUUAUUUUCGUUGGGGACAGCUCUCCGUUUCAUGACGAAGCCCUCCACAUGGCCAAACAGUUGGGUAGUAAGUGUUCUGCUUUAGUUGAGGUACAUGCAUGUGGAUCAAUGGUGACAGAAGAACAACCCCAUGCAAUGCUGAUCCCCCUUGAAUGUUUCUUGAUGGGGUAUGGAUUCUACAGACCAUGCCGGUUUAGUGGUAGCCCAAAGAGCCCUCUCAGCCCUUGCGGCAUUGAUCCCAAGCUUCUCUACCCUCAAAGCAUGGGUGUGAAGCUUAGACCAAUAAAAACACGGGUAUCCAGAUAAUACUUUCUUACUUUCGUCCAACUUAAAAAAAAAAAUACAAAAUUCACAGAUGUAGAAACACAUAUAGAUAUGGGGAAUAUUUUCUUGGAAAGGUAGAUAUAUACAUGUAGAUACAGAGGAGUGGAUAUGUAUGCGAUGAAUGAUUAGAAUUAACACUCAUUUGUAGUCUUUCAUGAAUCUGAAACUCUGUACUCCAUACAGAUGAAAAA